Ceratotherium simum simum (southern white rhinoceros) is the source of this 1938-nucleotide messenger RNA. It is a transcript of the gene GCNT1, whose product is annotated as glucosaminyl (N-acetyl) transferase 1. Gene Ontology annotation, cellular component: membrane. Gene Ontology annotation, molecular function: beta-1,3-galactosyl-O-glycosyl-glycoprotein beta-1,6-N-acetylglucosaminyltransferase activity. Lineage: Eukaryota; Metazoa; Chordata; Mammalia; Perissodactyla; Rhinocerotidae. The record is from RefSeq and is a predicted model, not a curated record.
GGAUUAGUUCACCAGCAUGCUUUCUGAGUGUGUGUAUACUUACAUGUGCAUAUACGUCCCUUCAUGCAUUUCCCUUUUCAUUUCACAGAUUUUUUAAAAAGCCUCAUGGGACGUAACAUCAUUGCUAGAUCCCUGGUACAUUUAAGAAACCUGACUGCAUGAGAGGCACUCUACCUGGGCACAGGAUGUUACCUGGCAUCAGAGAACUCAAUGAUCCAGACUUUCCUUAAUUCUAAAUGUGCUAUUCUUCAUUUCAAGAUGCCUUUGCACUUCUGAUAAAUGCAAACUGACAACUCUCAAGGCCACAUCAGAGAAAAACAUUACUGCUUGAAGCCUGGAAGACUGCCCUUAAUGAAGGAAAGUCCUCGAUUGUUGUUUGAGAUGCUGAGGAAGUUGCUGCGGAGGAGACUUUUUUCUUAUCCCACGAAAUACUACUUCUUGCUGCUUGUUUUUUCCCUAGUCACCUUCUCUGUUUUAAGAAUUCAUCAAAAGCCUGAAUUUGUCAGCAUUGGACCUUUGGAGCUGGUUGGAGAGAAUCCUAGUAGUGAUAUUAAUUGUACCAAAGUUUUACAGGGUGAUGUAGAUGAAAUCCAAAAGGUAAAGCUUGAGAUUCUAACAGUGAAGUUUAGAAAGCGCCCACGAUGGACAGCCUCUGACUAUAUAAACAUGACCAGCGAUUGUACUUCUUUCAUCAAGAGGCGCAAAUAUCUUGUAGAACCCCUCAGUAAAGAAGAGGCGGAGUUUCCAAUAGCGUAUUCUAUAGUGGUUCAUCACAAAAUUGAAAUGCUUGAUAGGCUCCUGAGGGCCAUCUAUAUGCCUCAGAAUUUCUACUGCAUUCACGUGGACAAAAAAUCAGAGGAUUCCUUUUUGGCGGCGGUGAUUGGCAUUGCCUCCUGUUUCAGUAACGUCUUUGUGGCCAGUCAGCUGGAGAGUGUGGUGUACGCAUCAUGGAGUCGGGUUCAGGCUGACCUCAACUGCAUGCAGGACCUCUACAGCAUGAGUGCAGACUGGAAGUACUUGAUCAAUCUUUGCGGUAUGGAUUUUCCCAUUAAAACCAACCUGGAAAUUGUCAGGAAGCUCAAGUCGUUAAUGGGAGAAAACAACCUAGAAACUGAGAGAAUGCCAUCCAAUAAAAAAGAAAGGUGGAAAAAGCAUUAUACAGUCGUUAAUGGAAAGCUGACAAACACAGGGACUGACAAAAUGCACCCUCCUCUUGAAACACCUCUGUUUUCGGGCAGUGCCUAUUUUGUGGUCAGUAGGGAAUAUGUGGAGUAUGUGCUAGAGAAUGAAAAAAUCCAAAAGUUUAUGGAGUGGGCCAAAGACACGUACAGCCCAGAUGAGUAUCUCUGGGCCACUCUUCAGAGGAUCCCUGAAGUCCCAGGCUCACUGUCCUUAAGCUAUAAGUAUGACAUGUCUGACAUGCAUGCAAUUGCUAGGUUUGUCAAGUGGCAGUACUUUGAAGGUGACGUUUCCAAGGGCGCCCCCUACCCCCCCUGCAGCGGGGUCCACGUGCGCUCCGUGUGCGUUUUUGGAGCAGGUGACUUGAACUGGAUGCUGCGCAUGCACCACCUGUUUGCCAAUAAGUUUGACAUGGACAUUGACCUCUUUGCCAUCCAGUGUUUGGAUGAGCAUCUGAGGCAUAAAGCCCUGGAGACGUUAAAACACUGACCGUUGGUUGUAGACAAUUUUAGAAACAUCCAGAAGGGUGCAUGAGAGGUACCCCAUCUGAUUCUUCUGCCCUGUUAAUAAACAUCAGAAAACUGUUGGGGGGCAGGGACUCUAACUCUUCAUGUUAGAGAAGCUACAUGGUUUUUGCAGAGCACCAUCGGUUAGAAAGGUUAUAGCAUUCAACGUUGACCUAGAGUUAUUGUGAAGCCAGGGCAGGUUGCAAGGCAUUGUGGGGAGAGGUGGCCAGGGAAGAGGCCGAAUAUAAAAACU